This is a messenger RNA of Melampsora larici-populina 98AG31, 444 nucleotides long. RefSeq lists its product as uncharacterized. The record is from RefSeq and is a predicted model, not a curated record. The transcript is spliced from 4 exons. Lineage: Eukaryota; Fungi; Basidiomycota; Pucciniomycetes; Pucciniales; Melampsoraceae. Bases 1 to 444 code for a protein of 147 amino acids.
AUGAAUUUCCAUGUUUGGCCUACUAUCACUAUCUACAAGAUGUUUACUGCUCAAUUCUACAUUGCUUUAGGAGUUGGUUAUCUUCUUGCUCAUGUUUCAGGCCCAUUGACUGCAAUAUUUUUAGUAAACUACUUUGACAUCAAGACAAAUAAAUGCUCAGAAGGUGGGAUUUCAACUAUCAGAUGCAAAAUCAAUAGUGGAACUCUUUUAUAUUAUUUCAUCAUUGGAUUUGUUCAUGCUCUAGGAGCAGAGUUUUGGAAAAAUGCUCAAGUUGAUAGAUUGAGAGAUGGAGUUUUUCCCUUGUUUUCCUUCACAGAAAACUCUUCAUUUUCAUUGUAUCUGGGAUCACUGUCUAUAGUCCACAUCUUGGAUAAAUUAUUGGAUUCUCAAGUGGAUCAUGUUCUUUGGUCAUAUCUAUCUACAGUUUUAUUCUUGUACCAGUGA